AUGGGCGAGGGAGUCGCGGGCAGUCAAGAAGCAAGCAAGCAAGCGACAACUGCCAGCCGCAACGCUUCUCGGCGUCGUUUCGGUAUAAACUUUCACAAGUCGUGCUUUCUCACGAAACGGUCAAAAACGGUCAGCCACCAACCAUCAUGUCGUUAUAACGAGCAUUAUUCCACGACAGAGUGGCUGCGACGAGUUCUUCCACUGAGCAGCUCCAAGUGGUAUCAGUUUGGAUUCGGAGACCACCUGACGAAAAUGCAGAUUUUCGUCAAGACCCUUACGGGCAAGACCAUCACGCUGGACGUGGAGCCGUCGGACAGCAUUGACAAUGUCAAGCAGAAAAUUCAGGACAAGGAAGGGAUUCCGCCUGACCAGCAGCGUCUCAUUUUCGCUGGCAAGCAGCUAGAGGACGGUCGCACGCUGUCGGACUACAACAUCCAGAAGGAGUCGACGCUGCACCUGGUGCUUCGUCUGCGUGGCGGUGGCAAGAAGCGCAAGAAAAAAGUGUACACGAAGCCCAAGAAGAUCAAACACAAGCACAAGAAGGUGAAACUCGGCGUGCUCAAGUACUACAAGGUGGACGACAAUGGAAAGAUCCAGCGUCUGAAGAAGGAAUGCCCGGCGCCUCAGUGUGGUGCUGGCGUGUUCAUGGCCACUCACUUCGACCGGCACUACUGCGGCAAGUGCCACGUGACUUACCAGUUCCAGGGCGAGGACAGCGCGUAG
Messenger RNA from Peronospora matthiolae, 723 nucleotides. Lineage: Eukaryota; Oomycota; Peronosporomycetes; Peronosporales; Peronosporaceae. The record is from the annotation of a GenBank genome assembly.